AUGGCAAAAAAAGACGGAUGGAAUGAAAUCGCUGAAAAAUUCGGCAUAACCAACGACGAGGCUUAUAAAAAAUUUAGAAGCCUAAGAACAUACGCACUUAAUGAGCAGAAAAAAAAUAAAAGCGGUAGCGCUGGUGGUAGAAUCGUGAAAUGGUUUGCUUAUGAUGCAAUAUCGUUUGUUUAUAACCAAAACACCGCGAAUACAGGAUUAGACAGUGAAAAUGCAACACCUAAUGUGGAAACUGCAAACACUGACGACAGUGCUGGCCCAGAAGAAGUCGUGAAUACAGAUACAACUGACUCUGUAGAAAUCUUAGAUACUAGUCCAAAACCACGUACUAAGAGACCUAAGACUGUAGAUCCAUUAUUAGAAAAGGCUCAAAACAUUAUACGUGGUGCUGGUGAAACAAAAAGAAUUGAAUAUGCUGGUUUCGGAGAGCAUAUAGCAAACAAGCUAAGCAAAUAUGACGAUUACACCCGUGCUCAAGCAGAAUUAAAAAUUAUGCAAAUUUUGUUCGAAUGUGAUAUGUCUAUGCACAGAACUCGACCUUUGUCUCGAUUUACACCAAGUCCUAACAGUAGUAGAGGUGGAGCUAGCACAUCACAAAGCCAAUAUUCUGACAUUUCCAUACUACCACGUCAAAAUAAUAUCCAGUAUGUUAUUGUUCCUAACUCUCAAGAUGUUAAUACUUCAAUUCAAACUCAGUCAGAGCAAAAUACUUUACAGCAUGUUUUGGAUAAUCAGUCUCAAGUUCCUCAGUCGACUACUUAUGAAGAACUUGUGUCAUAUACUCUCCAGUAUGAUGAAUCACAAAAGUAAAAAUUAUUACUACCUAAGAUGUACUAAGUACCUACCUUGGUAACAUAACAAGUUUCUUCGGGAAAGUUGUUCAGUUCC
Molecule: messenger RNA, 897 nt
Organism: Aricia agestis (brown argus)
Lineage: Eukaryota; Metazoa; Arthropoda; Insecta; Lepidoptera; Lycaenidae
Exons: 2
Coding region: 1-819 (272 amino acids)
Source: RefSeq, a predicted model, not a curated record